GAAAUUGGGAGAGGUGACAUAAAAUAUUGUUUCCCCUUUGAGAAUGUAUAAGUUAGGUAUUUCACGUAAUCAAACCAUGGAAAUUUUGACAGAUUGAAUCUUGUGUGAUUGUUUCAGUCGAGUUGAUCAACCGUUCUAUCUUGGGAAACCUCCGGUUGGACAUAAAUUAUGUGUUAACACAUUUCAUUGCAAUCUCGACCCAUAUUGUUAUUCGAAGAAUUCAAUAACACGGACGGAUGGUCAGAGUACAUAAUUUGAAGAUGAUGAGAGAAGCAAAAUUUUAUUUUAAAUAAAAACUUGAAUGUGUCAUUCAAUAAGAAGCGUGCCUCGCCAGAGCCCGACUGGAAACAUUCGAAUCGAACGCCUAAUCACGUCAAGUGUAGAGUUUGCUCAUUUCGAACGUCUGAUCAAUCGCAAAGAUGACUCAGAGCCCAGAAACUCCGGGACAAAUGUCCAACUUCUCUCUCCCAAGUGUCUUCAGUUCACUUCAUUCAGUUCAUAGGCUUAAAGAUUUAGAAAUAACGUCUCCGUCACAAGAAAGGACUCCAGGAAUCCGAAGGAAAAUUAUCAAAAGCACAGAACAGUUCUUUGGCCUUGGAGAUUGUGAGGAAGAGUCCUGUCAAAUCCAGCGAAAGUGGACUCAAAGGAAGAAGCGACACUAUGGCAAGCGAUACGGUGGUUUUGCUGAUGUUGUUGACGAUGUUGUUGAUGGCCAGCGUGCGGCAGCCCAGGAGGGGAGGCCACCAAGUGUCAGCAGUGACCUCAGUGUCGCCAGCAGUUAUUGGGACCCAUCACUCACUAGAACUCGCAGCCGGCGGAAGUCUGUUGCCAAAAUGGCAUGGAAGGAGUUGAAACAUAAGGCUCGUGCUGGCACUUUGGUGGCAGAGGCGUCACGUGCGCAGCCACCAAUCACUGCAUUGUUGGAAGCUGGGAGGAGCUUUUCACCUGCUGCAAUUGCGGAGCCAUUUGAUGACGUUGAUGGGUUAUCAACUGCCAGAGAACCUCGGAGGAGCUCAAGAGAACUUGAAGAUGAAGUAUUCUUUGACUUCGUCUCGGCCCGUGCGAAAAUGGGAAGACCAGAAAAGCCACUCCCUGCAAUCCCAGAGGACAAAGAUCAAUCGGAGGCACGUCCCAUGUCCAAGAUAUCAGAGAAAGGAGAGGAAGAGGAGAGAGAGCCACUGACUCCACAUGUGGGGAAGGACGAGGUGGAAGGACCGCAACAGUUGGAGUUUCCCAAACGGGUCCAACCACUCUCUGAGGUUCAAUUCAAGCAACUUCCUGCAGCCCCUCAGGCAAACAUACGUGGACAAAGGAUGAUUGGCAGGCCCGUUGCUAAGAAUGCGAACAGGCGCCAAUAUGGCCAGGGAUUGGUCGGUCGAUGGCUUAACAGAAGAGUGACUCGGAAGCGCCUACCAAGCAGCGUAAAAAAGCAGUUGGAUAGUCUGAGUGAUCAUAGACCUUUCUUUACCUACUAUGUGUCGUUUGUGCAAACAGUAGUACUUAUUGUCACACUCGCUGUGUAUGGCUUUGCACCCAUUGGUUUCACCAGAACGGAGAGAAGUGCAUUGGUUUUGAAGAGUCGUCAAGGCACCCUUGUCCCCGAGCUCCUCAAGGAGUCUGAUCCAGAUAGCUUCUGGAUCGGGACGCACCAUCAAGCAUUGAUUCACCUUGGUGCUAAGUUCGCACCAUGCAUGAGAAAGGACAACCUCCUAUAUGAGACACUAGAGAAAGAACGAUUGGAUGAAUCCAAGACAGGCUGCUGCAUUAAGACUGAUAACUCAGGCUGUAUGCAGACGUCUAGAACAGAAUGUUCGAGGGCAUUUGCCAACUUUAAAUACUAUACAAAUAAUAACAUGUCAAGGGCUGUAUGCGGUCAGGACCCUCAAUUAUGUACCGAUCCUCCAUCUGUUAAACCUUAUGAAUGGAACUACAUGGACAUCACUAAGUGGCCAAUCUGUAAGAAGAGCCAGAAGAAUGUGAGCCGUCUGGAUUACCCGCACAUGAACUGUGAGAUUACCGCCCGCCCUUGCUGCAUCAAGACGCAGGCGAGAUGUGAGAUGCUGAGCCGCAGUGAGUGCAGCUUCAAGAAGGGCUACUACUAUGAAAAUGCUACACUUUGUUCACAGGUUGAUUGCUUGGGGCCAAUCUGUGGAAUGAUUCCAUUCCUAAAGCAGCAUGUACCGGAUCAAAUAUAUAGACUGUGGAUGGCAAUUUUUCUACAUGCAGGUAUCAUUCAUCUGUUGUGUACAUUGGUGUUCAACUUCACGAUUCUCCGAGACUUGGAGCGCAUGGCUGGCUGGAUUCGCAUCAGCAUCAUCUACAUCUUUAGUGGUAUCGGUGGCUAUCUCAUCAGUGCCAUACUCAUACCAUACCAGGUUGAGGUUGGCCCUUCGGGUUCCAUGUUCGGGAUCAUAGCAUGUCUCUUCGUAGAGCUCAUCCAAUCCUGGCAAAUGGUAGCUCAGCCAAUCUUGGCUUUGCUCAAGCUCUGUGGAGUCGUCUUUCUUCUUCUAGUCGUUGGACUGCUUCCAUACGUCGACAACUUUGCACACAUGGCUGGCUUCUGCUUUGGCUUCUGCCUCGCUUUUAUCUUCCUCCCUUACGUUACCUUUGGUCGGUUCGACCGGAACCGGAAACGUGUUCAAAUCCUCGUGGCAUUUGCUGUGGUGAUUAUUAUGUACACAGUGGGAUUUAUCAUCUUCUUGGAAGUGCAGACUACCACGUGUUAUGGUUGCACCUAUUUGAACUGUAUUCCUUUCACUGUGGACUUCUGUGAACCUUAUAAUCUUGGCCAGAUGUUACAGCCACGUUCAGGCUAAUAAGAAACAUAAGGAGAGGGAUAUACCAAGUAAUUAGUGUCCACCUGAAAACAUGUGUUGUAACGUUUUAUGUACCCAUCUUGUACACGUAAUUCACACAAGAUGUUCACAUAACGUUCACAUGUUCUUAGAAAGAUGGAUAUUCUAAGCAAUGCAAGAGACAGGGGUGCUGUGCAUGUGAUGUGCCGGUAACAUAAUGUCCAGGUACUUGAGUGACUUAAAAACCCUAAGUGAGAUUUGUAGGAUGCAACCAAUUCAAAAUGUAUUUUCACAGCCACAUGUGCUACCAUGGCCAACUUAGCAGUUUUGUGAAGUAAGCCAAUAAGGAU
Nematostella vectensis (starlet sea anemone) is the source of this 3145-nucleotide messenger RNA. Its product is annotated as inactive rhomboid protein 1. Gene Ontology annotation, cellular component: endoplasmic reticulum membrane. Gene Ontology annotation, biological process: regulation of protein secretion; regulation of epidermal growth factor receptor signaling pathway. Lineage: Eukaryota; Metazoa; Cnidaria; Anthozoa; Actiniaria; Edwardsiidae. The coding region runs from base 420 to 2816 and encodes 798 amino acids. Gene Ontology annotation, molecular function: serine-type endopeptidase activity. The record is from RefSeq and is a predicted model, not a curated record. The transcript has 15 exons.